AUGAAACGCCUGCACCCCACCGAACGCGGGAAUGCCAGCCUUCCACCACACACCCGCCCCGUCAGCGCCUGUUGGGUAAAACCAUUCCGCUUCCAUACGUCGAGGACACCAGGAUCCUUCGACUCGGAUACCGCCAUGCCUGCUGCACCGUCUUUCUUUGAUACGCAGGUCGACAAUGUAGCGCCUGUUCGACUGCUUGGCAAGACUAUUCCGCUUCCAGAUGUUGAGGAUGAGACCUUCCCGAUAGGUGUCGUUCCGAAUGCCACGAGCUCGUCCGCCCUGGGUCUCGUUAUUCCUCCUCCAGGACAAGAAUUCCACGCCCCGAAGUCGAGAGGCAGUGCGAGAAGGCAGUCAGCUCCGCAGAACAGUUCCGUUUGUUGUCCACUUCCGACCGAAAUCCUCCAGAUCUGCGAUUCUCUUCCACACCGACUCGGCUGCUCGUGGCGCGACCUCGAGCUGGGCUACCGAUGGUCCAACCAGACCACGCUCUCUCUCCUCUGCCCUCUCCUCGUCCACCAGGCCCGUCGGCUUCUCCUGCACGGCAAAUCCACCCUCGUCGACGUCACGUUUGGGCAGCUGUAUGAAGACCCCGCUCAACCCCGCCCCAUUCUACGAGGGCCCGGUGCAAUCAGGCUCGACAAUCUCGAGUCGCUGUUCAUUACGUCUUCGGCGAAUUUGGCGUUUCUGUUCGAUAAGAAGGCAAUGGCAAUGCCCAAGUUGAAGCGCUUUUCUUUGACGGCUAAUCGUGGCUCGUGUUCGGUCUCGAGUCCUGUUGUGCUCGAUCAUACGCUCGACGUACCUUGGGGCAACCUUGAGAGCCUGUCUCUCAUGAACGAGUCACCGUCUUCAUGCAAUGUUCUGCUCAUCCUUUCCAACUGUGAUCGCCUGCGACAGUUCUCCUGGACCGGUGAUUUGGAGCGCUUUGCGGUGUCAGGGCGUCUUUCAGCAUCGAAACUCCUACAGCUGGAAGACCUGACCAUCAACUCCUCUUCUGAGGGAUGUAAUGCCCUCGUCAAUUACUUCCCUAAGGAGAUCAUACGAAAUAUCAAGAAGGGCUUCUUCACCUCGCUUCCUUCAGCAUUCACAAGCAACUUGACCAGUUCCGAGUUGACGCACCUCGCCAUACACGAUGCCAUUCCGCUACAAAUUUUAUUCGCCCUCCUAGGCGGGCUGAGAUAUCUCAAACACGGGAAAUUCGCAAAACCUCAAAAGUUUGCAACUCUCAAUCUCUGA
Cyclocybe aegerita is the source of this 1233-nucleotide messenger RNA. The record is from the annotation of a GenBank genome assembly. Lineage: Eukaryota; Fungi; Basidiomycota; Agaricomycetes; Agaricales; Hemipholiotaceae.